This is a messenger RNA of Xyrauchen texanus (razorback sucker), 2586 nucleotides long. RefSeq lists its product as uncharacterized. Bases 245 to 1609 code for a protein of 454 amino acids. The transcript is spliced from 4 exons. Lineage: Eukaryota; Metazoa; Chordata; Actinopteri; Cypriniformes; Catostomidae. Gene Ontology annotation, biological process: positive regulation of cell size; positive regulation of translation. The record is from RefSeq and is a predicted model, not a curated record.
CGAAGGCCCUCCGCCAACAAGAGCAAAGUCAGAGCGAGAGAGAAAGAGGACAAGAGUCCUGCAGAAGAAACAACACACCAGGAUAACAUCAGGAACAAGCACAGGGAGGAAACCAGGAAUGAGAGGGUGGGGGUCAGAGGAAAGAAACAUGUAAAAGAAAGUUUGAGGGUAGAGCAGAUGCAAUAAAUAUCUCCUGGUGAUGAAAAGGACUGGACACUCAUGAGUCUCCUCAUGAGGCCACAGUAUGUUCCUAGAGACUAAAGGACCAGCCACACCAACCCGAUUUCAACUACGAAAUGGAUUACAUGCUCAGAGGGAUAUGGGUCAACAUCUGCCAAGACCUAAAGGUGAAUUGCUUGCCUAUUUUGGGAGUGGGGACCACGUAUGUAACACCUGUGGACCAAAGCAUGCAAAUUCCUCCUGCAGUGGAUGCAAGCACACUUCCAUGCAACAUCUAGCCAACCAGGGGGUUCCUGGAGGACUAGAUGUGGUUGGCCAGAGUGGUAAGACAGAGUUAACCAGAGUGCAGCAAUAUAACAGUGUCUCUGUGAACUCCAUCUCAAGAGAAUGCAGCCUUGUGGUCCACCAACAACAGACCGAGCCACACCUCUGCUUGAGGGAUUGUGAUCUGGACUUGUCAACACAGUUAAGGGGGCAUGGAAACUGUGGAGUGCCUGUUUGUGUGGAGGGGCAACAAUCAGGCUCUGUGAGAGGGGCCCUUCUUAAGAAGCGGCAUGCUUCAGUCUGGAUGGAAUCCUAUGAAGACUGCAUUGCCGCUGAUAGUUCAACCUUUAAUUAUGGACAUUGCACUCCUAAUGGACAGGAAACUUUAAGUAGAUCGUUGGGACAUAGGUCGCAAGACUUGAUCGGACCCAGUCUGACACGUGAAGUUAUGCUUUCUAACAAAGAUGCCAACAAACUCAAUAUUAACCACCAAACGAAAGUUGCCCAAGGGGAUCUCAAUGGACCAGGAAGUGGGACUUUGAGUACUAACAAGACCCAAAGAGCAAUUCAGGACCAGCUUCAGAGAGUAGUGGUGAAUCUUGAGGAGGUUCUACAUGACCUGAAAGAGAUACAUCUGGAAAUGAAGGAGGUGGUCAAGCAGAUAGACGUGUUGACCGCCGACAUUGAAAUGGGCGAAGAUGUACCAGGGGACUCUUUAUGGAGAUGCCACUCAAGUAGGGUAGAUACGAGCGAAGGUGAAUUGGAGUCAUCGAGACAUGGAAUUAACAGGAAGGUGUUCUCUCAUGGGGUCCACUCUGACAAGCCACCAAAGGGUAGUGUAAAGCGAAGUUUAGAGGGGAAAAAGGAACUUUGUUCAUCAACCAAAGCCCAUCCUUCAUGCACAAGCACCCUACCUGUAGCCCCACCAGCGUACCCCAUUAAAGAUCAAUGGCUUUAUGAUGCAAAACAAAGACUGAAAUCACCUCAGGAGAUGGCCGCUUCCCAAAGACAUGAAUCAGGGACUGCGACAGGACACAGAGGCAGGAAACCACCUCCUUACUCCUAUGCCAGCACUGUCGGAAGAGUGAAUCCUAAAGCAAAAGACAAAAGUCAGAAAACGCCACCUUACCCUUUUAGACGGAGACUGCUCUCGACUAUUGUUUGAGCGGACAGUGGCUUAAGAGCACAGAGUGGAACUUUAAGCACCAUCUUUGAAAGAAGGCCAUAAUAUGGUGUGACAAGCACCUUUAUGCUGUUCAUCCAAAGAGAGAUGCAGGUUGUUCUGGACCCUAUCCCAGCUGUCUCGGGCCGAAGGCAGGGAAACACCCGAGACGUGGCCAGUCCAUCAAAGGGCUAACGUUUAUGAAAUAUUUUGGCUAUUUGUACAAUGCUUUCAGCUACCAAUAAAAAGUGUUAUGCUUGUAUGAAUACAAAAAAAAGGUCAUUUGAUUUCAACAUAAUUUUUUCAUUAUUUCAAAUGUGAAGAAGGAUAGAAACCAUUGUUCUGACAACAGAUUUAUUAAAAUCUCAGUACAUCAGUUAUUCGGAUAAAGUACAAUUGGACAAAGAAAAUCCAGUAAAUGUCUGACUUUUCCUCCGCCACAGAAAUGAUCGGAAAGGAUUCUGACAUACCCCAAAGAUUUUGUUGGAAUUCUCUACGAGUGUGCAAAAACACCUGCAUAAGACCAGAAACAACAUCCCUCUGUCCACCCACGUCUGUCUGGGACUGAGAGAGAGAGAGGGAUGAGUGACACCAGACACUAAUUACGAAGCUGCGAGGUGUGGGCUGAAUAACAAAGAGAUCCCGUCUGAGAAAGCGCAAAGAGAGACAUGAGUCUAUGGAGUGCUUGUUUCAAACAGGCUUUUGAACUUUUGCUAUUUGCACAGGGGACAAGGCCACCAGGAUACAGUGUCAGCUCACUACUGAGAAUUUCAAUUUCAGCUGAAGAUAAAGAUGUUUUCGUGAAGACUUGAUUUGCAACACCUGUACAAAAAGGGCUGUCUGCUUUUGAUCUGAGAGUUGACAAGCUGUAGGAGUCUGAAUUAAUGUUCAAUGUCAAAGGCAAAUGUCAAAGUCUCAUUUGGAGAAAAAUCUUGAACAUGCUCGUCAAAAAUCUGAGCCGAUUCUUUUUAUGUGCAAAA